Molecule: messenger RNA, 1153 nt
Organism: Passer domesticus (house sparrow)
Lineage: Eukaryota; Metazoa; Chordata; Aves; Passeriformes; Passeridae
Gene: ENDOU
Product: endonuclease, poly(U) specific
Exons: 9
Coding region: 53-1132 (359 amino acids)
Molecular function (GO): RNA endonuclease activity
Source: RefSeq, a predicted model, not a curated record
GGCUCCGGGAGCUCCGGCACUGCCGAACCGGGCCCGGGACCUCCGAGCGGCGAUGGAGCCCUGGAUCCUCCUGCUGGGGGCAGGGCUCGCCCUGGGCUGCGUGUCCGGCCAUCUGUACACAGCCCCCGACUCGUGCGAGGGACGCUGCGGGGAGCCCCUCAAUGAGGAGGACGAGUGCCACUGUCACCCCGAGUGCCAGGCACAGCACAACUGCUGCGAGGACUACGAGAGGCACUGCGGGCCCGGUGGGGAAGGCGCCGAGGGCGGAGCUCGAGCCCGCGACGGAUUCUCCAGCAGCAGCGACUCCAUCACGGAGCAGGAGCUGCUGCAGCUCUCGGAGCAGCUCUACGCGCUGGAUCACAACAAAGCCCGGCCCAGCGACAUCGCCAUCAACCCGCAGCACCUGGCGGGCCCCGGCGACACCGGCGACAAGCAGGACCGGUCCCCGCAGCCGCUCUACAAAUACGUGAACGAGCAGCUCUUCUCCAAGCCCACCUACGCCAGCUUCAUUAAGCUGCUGGAUAAUUACCAGAGGGCCACGGGCAGGGAGGAGGAGGUGACGGCCGAGGAGCUGCGGGAGCAGGAGCGUUUCCUCGAGGAGGUGAUGAAAACGGAGCUGAUGAAGAAACUCUUUGUGUUCCUGCAGGGAAAAAACCGCUACAGCUCCGAGCAGGAGUUCCUGCAGGACCUGAAGCAGAUGUGGUUCGGCCUCUACUCCCGAGGGGACGGAGAGCGCGAUUCCAGCGGCUUCGAGCACGUGUUCUCAGGGGAGGUGAAAAAGGGAAAAGUGUCUGGAUUUCACAACUGGAUCCGCUUCUACCUCCUGGAAAAGCAGGGGGUCGUCAACUACUUCAGCCACAACUUCAACGGGCCGUGGGACACGUACCCCGACGUGCUGGGGCUGCAGUUCAGCUGGGACGGCUUCUACAAGGAGGUGGGCUCGGCCUUCAUCGGCUGCAGCCCCGAGUUCGAGUUCGGCCUCUACUCCCUCUGCUUCCUCGCGCGGCCCGGCCGGGCGUGCCACCUGAGCCUGGGCGGGCACCGCCUCAGCGUGCAGACCUACCCCUGGACCAAGUCCACCUACGGCAGCGGCAGGAGGUUCAUCGCCACCGCCUACGUGAUGUCACCCUGAGGGGACAGGGCGGGGGGCGAG